Sordaria macrospora k-hell is the source of this 1203-nucleotide messenger RNA. RefSeq lists its product as uncharacterized. The record is from RefSeq and is a predicted model, not a curated record. Gene Ontology annotation, molecular function: methyltransferase activity. NCBI's taxonomy places the organism in Eukaryota, Fungi, Ascomycota, Sordariomycetes, Sordariales, Sordariaceae.
AUGAGUACCCCUUUGAAGAGGAAGCCCCAAUCGCCAGCAUCUGGGUCCCCGGAUGUAGCCAAAGCAAAGACCUCAACUACCGGCGCUACAUCCCCUGGACCCGCAUCUCCCGGUGCGGCACCGCCUGAUCCGGCAUCUCCUACUGCGAGGACAAAGUCGCCGACACCUGCCGGUGAAUCUUCGGUGAUUGAGCCAACUGUGCCCCUCCCUGGCUCACACUGGCUUCAGCAAGGCCUUCCGGAGCAGGACGAUAAUGAUGCAGACUCAACCGUAGGAAGUGAUAUUGACAGUUCGACUGCUUCUAUUUCUUCGAGCAUCCUCAACUACCGUACCAUCAACGGCCGCACCUAUCACAGCGAUUCGGUAACCGACGGAGAGUAUUGGGCUCCUAACGACCCUAAGCAUAUCGAAGCUCUGGAUCUAUAUUAUCAUGCCGCCGAUAUGAUGCUUGGUGGAAAGUUGCAUCGGGCACCGCUCAUUGAGGGUAAACUCGAGAAUGCCAUCGAUAUCGGUACAGGCUCAGGACUGUGGGCAAUCGACUUUGCCGAUAAGUACGCCAAGUGUAUCGUGGUGGGAACGGAUAUUUCGCCUGUCCAACCUAGUUGGGUGCCGCCCAAUCUCCAGUUCUUGAUCGAUGAUGCUACUAAGGAAUGGACACACCGGGAAAACCAUUUUGAUUAUAUUCAUAUGCAAUUCCUCAACGGGGCCUUUGGAGACUUGAAGCGAGUCUAUGAUGAAGCGUUUCGGUGUUGCAAGCCUGGCGGCUGGUUCGAACAUGUCGAUUCGUCGGUCAUACUUGGGUGUGACGAUGGCACUCUCCAAGACCAUCACGCACUGGCGCAGUGGGGUAAAUUGUACAAUACGGCCGCCAAGAAGCUUGGGAGAAUUAUGACGACGGCUGAUGAUGGUUUGAUGGAGAAGACGAUGAGAGACGCCGGCUUUGUGAACAUCAAGGUCGUGGAUCUGAAGAUGCCAUUUUCCCCUUGGCCACAAGACCCGAAGGGAAAGGAGAUUGGUCUCUAUUGCUCCGUGACAGUCUCUUCGGACGUUGAAGGUCUUAUCCAGUACAUGUUUGGAAAUGUGUUGGGGUGGUCGCAAGAGCAGAUAACUGUGUAUGCUGCUCACGUACGCCGUGAGCUGAAAGAUACGAGGAUACACGGAUAUGUAAAGUGGCAGGUGGUGUACGGUCAAAAGCCGGAAUAG